This is a messenger RNA of Metarhizium acridum CQMa 102, 1500 nucleotides long. RefSeq lists its product as uncharacterized. Lineage: Eukaryota; Fungi; Ascomycota; Sordariomycetes; Hypocreales; Clavicipitaceae. The record is from RefSeq and is a predicted model, not a curated record.
AUGCAGCCGAUGCAUGAUCCGGAACCCACCAAAAUUAGCGAGCGAUCUUGGUUGGAUUCACCAGCCGCUGACCCCGUACCGCUCCCGCCGAAUGAUGUGACUUCCCAUCCGUCUCCGCCUUUGGUUGCUCCUACUUCGAAGAAGUAUCAAUGCCCGAUGUGCUUUCUUGACAACAGCCCUGUGGGCUUUGGACGCAAAAGCGACUUUAAGAAGCAUCUGCACAACUUCCACGGUGCUGAUGUUAUCUGGAUCUGCCGCACCAAGGGCUGUCAUCUUUCCUUCUCUACUGAGAGAGCGUAUAGCACUCAUGCCAAAGAGGCACAUAGAGUGAAAGCUUUGCCGAAUAGCACAGCACGAACAGAGCUAUGUACCCAGCUUGUCUUUUCGUGUGGGUUUGCCGCUUGUAAAGAUCGUUUGUUUGAAUCGCAAUCGGCUGAAGACGCCUCUGCAACGCGGGACAAGCACUUUGAACACAUCGCCAAACACUUCGAGGACGGGUUUGACGUCAAGGAUUGGGAAUACAAAGUACUGAUUCAAAAUUUGAUGAGACAGCCACAAGUUAAAUCCACCUGGAAGACCUGUAUAUGGCCCAAAGAGAAGCGACAGGGGUUACAUUGGCGGCCACGGUCAUCAGGGGAUCUUAAACGGAUGCUUGAAUGCCGUCACCUUGGGAAUGAUAUUUCCAACCUGGUUCGGCUGGCCUUUAUUCUGGGCACAGCUCCCUUCACGUCUCCAGUCACGCCUCCACCAGCAGAAAUCGACAUAUACUUUCAACUUCCUUACCGAAAUCAUUGUCUGAUUAACUCCCCCGGACACAACGCUGCCAAUGCAGCAAGCCCCAAGCCCGACGAUGACACUUCUUCGAUCCUAACCACGACGAAACGCCGAUCAAGCCGCUCAAGCAUAUCCCAAUCUGUUUUCAGGUUACCCAGUCGAAAGGGCAAACGAUCAUCGCGUCCACCAACUCCCGCUAGUGUUGUCGGCCCAAGUACCACACCUGCCGGCUCUGCCGCCAGCUUUACUAGUGUACCUGUGAGCGGCCCUAACGGGAACGUUGAUACCGUCAUGGGUGACGACUUGCCAAGCGGCCCUCACCCUGGAACGCCCUACCCGAUCCCAAACGAAUCUGCCUGGCCGGCCGAUGCUCCACAGUUUGCUCCCGAAGUGCAGCAAGACCUACCAAAGCAAAUCAACACGCCUGUUCAUGGUCCGAUGAUGUACGCAAUGCAGAUGGAGCAGAAUCCUCACCAGUCUUGGUGCACUAUGGAAUCCUUUGACCCCUACCCUCCACAAGUUGAUAUUCCACAUGGCCUAUAUGAUUAUGAUUACACAAUGAAUGCGAGUCAAACGUCAACGGUUCGACCAGCAACUCCAGUUCCCCACAAGCGACCAGCUUCGUGGAACAGAGUGGUGAGCAUGGAAAGUCUUCGACCAGCCAAAAAGGCAACCCCUCAUGAGAGCAUUCCUCCAGAAAUGGUACCUACAAUGCUGGGCAUGUAG